Molecule: messenger RNA, 1109 nt
Organism: Panicum virgatum (switchgrass)
Lineage: Eukaryota; Viridiplantae; Streptophyta; Magnoliopsida; Poales; Poaceae
Exons: 2
Coding region: 336-986 (216 amino acids)
Source: RefSeq, a predicted model, not a curated record
GAGGGAUUGAGAGAAGAAAUAGACCUUUCCCUUCCCUCGCAGCCCGACCUUUCCCUUCCCGCGCGCGGCGACUCCCGGCGGCGGCGCGGCGCAAUCUCGCACGCGCGACCCUGCCGGCGGAGCCGCACAUCCCUGCGUGCUGCUCUGCUUUCCUUCCGGCGGUGCAUCUCCGUUCGAUUGAAGCGGAGCGUGCCCUCCCUCUGCUCCAACCAACCACCAGGAGGCUUGCCUGCCUCUGUUCCGGCCGCCUGCUCCACCUUGCCUGCCUCGAGCUGUCGAAUCUGCUGGCCUGCGGCUCCGACCUGCCUUCCGUUGGGUCACGACCAAGACAAGGAAUGGCUGCUACUGAGAGUCCAGCUUCUGUCAAUGGUGAAUAUGAUCCCACUACUGAUAAAGCUCGGAAGGCAAAGUCAAAUGACCCAGGCUGGAAGUAUGGUUAUUGGGCAAACCUUCAAGACCGAAAUGAGGUGACAUGCAUUCUUUGUGUCAACCCACAGAAGGGAGGGAUCAAAAGGCUGAAGCAGCAUCUCGCAGGUGGCUAUGCUGAUGCCAAAUUGUGCGAGAGUAAAAGACUCACUACUGCAAUCAGAAAGGAAAUGAGAGAUUACUUGGAACAAAACAAGAGAAAGAGGCCAUUGUUCCAAGAUGAAGGAGAACAAGCACCGAAUGUGGUGGAGGUGGUAGAUGUCGAGGCUGACGCCUCAGUUAUUCAUCAUCCAAGUUCAAGGACAGCAGCCAAACAAAGGCGUGCAACUUAUCAAUUUACUGCAGCAAAGACCAAGGCAGCACCAAAGGCAGCAGCAAAGACGAACAAGACAGUUGCUGAGAUGCUUCGAAAGACACCCGAAGAGUUGGUUGAAGAAAGAUAUUCAAAGAGCUAUCAACCCACAAUAGAGGCCAGCACAAAGACAAAGGAGGAAAAGGAAUAUGUGGAUCUGCAGUGGGCUUUAUUGUUUUAUGAAUGUCAAUGUUUUCCUAAACGGUAAACGCUAAACGAACGGCGACGCUCUGUUUAGCGUUUAGGCUGUUUAAACGCCGUUUAAACGGGCUAAACGGUAUGGUACUGUAGCAUGAUUUCCAGCAAAAUAAAUAACCAUUUGUGGCAUAAA